Molecule: messenger RNA, 2156 nt
Organism: Salmo salar (Atlantic salmon)
Lineage: Eukaryota; Metazoa; Chordata; Actinopteri; Salmoniformes; Salmonidae
Source: RefSeq, a predicted model, not a curated record
AGUUGUAUCUAAAAAAGAUCACCUUUAAAAAUGUUCACCAUUUCAAUUUGUAUGAAAUUCACCAAGGAGGAUGGUCCUCCCCUUCCUCCUCUGAGGAGCAUCCAUUGUUUCCAUCAGAUUCAAACAGUUUCCAUCAGGGACGGAAAAGGCUGAAGUUGUGUAACUAUUGACACCUCAGAGAGAGGAUGAGGUUAUCUGGAUGACUGCUAAACAAAUCCCCCGGGAAACACCAUCACACACACACACACACACACACACACACACACACACACACACACACACACACACACACACACACACACACACGCGGGUGGUGGGCUACAGCUCACUGCAAACCAAAUACACCUCACCUUAACCUCCCUAUCUUUGGCUAAUCUAGGGUUGUGUUCAUAAGGCACCAAACGGAAGAAAACAGAUUGUAACAAGGAGUGAGGGACUAUCUGAUCUUAUCCAAUCACAAACACACAUUUUGUUUUAAGUUGAAAAAGUUGCUAGAUUUUUUCUGUUGUGUUCCCUAAUGAACAUGACCCAGAUUUGCAUGUUUGCCAGACAGAGAGAGAGAAAAGAGAGUAAGAAGAAUCCAUCACGCACACUGAGACAGAGGAGAGGAGCGAGGGAUUCAGCAAAGGACAAGAUAGCCCUGUCAAUACAGAUCCAUGGAGUGGAGUAGGAGAGCUAUCCCUGUCUCUGGGAUUUUCCUACUCUUUCUGAGGGUCACCGUGCAAAUAGACAAUGUGGCAUUGAGAGGAGUGGCUGCUCAGUCAUCACAGUUUUCAGAUCGCGAUGCUCACUAUGCAAUUGAUGGGUACAGAAACACAAACUUUGGAUCCUGCACCCACACUGCACAGAACACCAACCCCUGGUGGAGAGUGGACCUGCUGGAUGUGUACAGAGUGACAUCUGUCACCAUCACCAACAGAGAUGCUGUUCCUGAGAGGCUUGAUGGUGCUGAGAUUCGCAUCGGUAACUCACUAGAGAACAACGGCAUCAACAACCCCAGAUGUGUUGUCAUCUCCCACAUCCCAGCAGGAGAGACUCACACCUUCCAGUGUAAUAAGAUGGAGGGUCGCUACGUUGUUGUGGUCAUCCCUGACAGGAAGGAAUAUCUCACUCUGUGUGAGUUGGAAGUAUAUGGGACUCCUGCAGUAAAUGUAGCAUUGAAAGGAGUGGCCAGCCAGUCAUCACUGAAUGGGUAUGGCAAUGCUCAUAAUGCCAUUGAUGGGAACAGAGAAUCAGACUAUUAUAAAAGAUCCUGCACCCACACUACACAGGAGACCAACCCCUGGUGGAGAGUGGACCUGCUGGAUGUGUACAGAGUGACAGCUGUCAGUAUCACCAACAGAGGAGAUGAUGUUCCUGAGAGGCUUGAUGGUGCUGAGAUUCGCAUCGGUAACUCACUGGAGAACAACGGCAUCAACAACCCCAGAUGUGUUGUCAUCUCCCACAUUCCAGCAGGAAAGACCUACACCUUCCAGUGUAAUGAGAUGGAGGGUCGCUAUGUUGUUGUGGUCAUCCCUGGCAGGUCAGAAUGGCUCACUCUUUGUGAGGUGGAAGUAUUUGAGUCUUCCACAGAAGCCCCCAAGUCAAAGAGAACGGUGGUGAGGAUGAAGAUCCAAUCAGAUGCUGAUCUGACAGACCAGGCGGUCAGUGACCAGCUCCUUGAGCAGCUGCAUGUAGAGCUUGUGAAGCAGGGGGUGUCUGACUUUCAACUGCGCUGGAGGACUCAGCCAGAUGGACAGAUUUUCCACCGUGAGGAAGAAGAGAAGGAGUGUGGAACCACACAGACAGGUGUCUCUGGAACUGAAGGGGGCUAGCCUGGUGAGAGACUCUAAGGAGACACAAUAGUUUUAAGAUUGGACCGUAUUGAUGACAAUCAAUCUACCGUAAAACUUUAAUUUUAAACCCAGUCUCAAAUAGCUGCCUGUCCUUUUUAAUAGCUAGGCAACAACACAUUUCAGCAACUAAACAGCUGUUUCAAAUAAACUCAGGGUCUAAAUCAAAUCAGAUCUAAUGUUAUUUGUCACAUACACAUGGUUAGCGGAUGUUAAUGCCAGUAGGGCGAAAUGUUUGUGCUUCUAGUUCCGACAGUGCAGUAAUUUCUAACAAGUAAUCUAACAAUUCCCCAACAACUACCUAAUACACACAAAUCUAAAGGG